This is a messenger RNA of Chara braunii, 1415 nucleotides long. NCBI's taxonomy places the organism in Eukaryota, Viridiplantae, Streptophyta, Charophyceae, Charales, Characeae. The record is from the annotation of a GenBank genome assembly.
UGAAUGGAAGACUGUGGUUGAAGGUCCAGCAUGACUGGGCUGCGCAUUCUGCUUUUUUCUUUCUUCCUUUUAUUUGGCUUUUCCUUACUUCCGUGCCUUUGUGACAAUGCUCUAGCAUCAACCUGAAAUCUGGCCUCGUGAGCAUUGUCAGCAAUGCAUGUAACAAUUACAAGAGCCGUGCACUUCACAGCAGACAGCUGUGCUGACAGAGCUGACGUCUGGGUUUCUCAAGCUGGACGCGCUGUGUCUGUGCUCUAUGGUAUCUUCCCCUGAUGUCACCUUUCUGUAGUCAGUCUGACUGUGGCUCUCUGCAGGUUUUCAGCCUAGGACUGUUGCAACGAGUGGUUCUGACCUUUGUGGAGUGCGGCAUGUUCUCAUCCAAGACAAGUUACUUGGGAGCAUAAUUCUCUGCAACAGAUUGAGACUGUCUUCUUGCUGCUAUCGUGUGCCCAAGUUCACAAGUACCUAGCCAGUCUGAUGCAACACUGCAACGACCUGCAGUCUUAUUUUAUUGUCUUCACCGAACCAAGGGUAGUCAUUACAGAUUGGAAAGACAUGCAUAUUGUACUGCCUAGGAAUGUCUAGUAUCUAGCCAUUUGUUCACAAUGACAUUCCGAUGGUUCAACAUGUCUUCCAUGUAUGGACUUCUGUGUGUGUGUGUGUGUGUGUGUGUGUGUGUGUGUGUUUGGGGGGGGGGGGGGGGGGGUAUUGUAUUGGGAGACACUCCACCACAACUUGGUAACUUGAACUUCGAGUUUUGUCAGUGCUUAUUUUAAGUGUUUAGAACCAGAAUCUGUUGCAAACAUACAGUCAGGAUGUCGUUGUUCAUCAUGCUGACUCGUCAUCAUGGUAAUGGGGUCCGUAGGCUUUCAUUAUUUAGCCAUUGCGGCACACCCAAACAAGACAUCACAUUCUAAGCUUUGGUGUGUUCUCCAGUCAUGACGUCAACCUCCCUGUGACCGAGUUUCGUCUUUUGGUGGACUUUCAGAAGUGGUUGAUACUGGAUGUUUUCGAUGUACAGAAGAGUCUUCUCUCCUUUGGUGCAGUGUCCGGUGCCAUUGGGAUUGAGUGUUGUUUUAGGGGUGUUGCUGUGGAAUUCGCAAUGGAUCCUCACCUGCUUGUUUGGCAAUUUUGCCACCCAUCAUGUUUCACACCAUGUGCCGCUGGAGAACAAUGGUUGCAAGGUCCUCCCAAGCAUGCUCGGAAAGCUUUUCCGGUUUCUGGUCGGGAUGUCCUACAAAUAUUUAUGGCAGCUGUUGCAGAUCAGUAAGGAGGUAUCCUCUGGGGGAAUGUGGACCCUUUCUGAAGCCUAGUCGGCUGCAGCCACUCCCGGAGAUCAGUCAAGCCCAUCAUGCAGUCAUGCUGUUCUGGUCCAGUGAAUGUACAUCUUUGCUUUAUGUAUCGUGCAUACGACU